Molecule: messenger RNA, 1005 nt
Organism: Paraglomus brasilianum
Lineage: Eukaryota; Fungi; Glomeromycota; Glomeromycetes; Paraglomerales; Paraglomeraceae
Source: the annotation of a GenBank genome assembly
AUGGCAUCGCCAUAUGCGAAUGAUUCAGCGUGGAAACCUGACAUUGAUUUGUCAAAACCAAGAUAUGACCAAUCAACAUAUGUAGGUCGGGUUAGACAUUUCGUUGACAUUACUGACCCGAGGACUUUAUUUGUGACCCGUAAGGGUCUUGAACAGGCCAAGAACCUGAUCAACGACUAUAACGCUGGUUUAAUCCGUACUACGGAUCCAGAAAAACUAUGGAAAGCAAAAAAAAUUGUGAAUUCUACUAUUCACCCUGACACCGGAGAGCCUGUAUUUCUUCCAUUUCGCAUGUCAUGUUUUGUGCCCACCAAUCUUGUCGUAGUAGCUGGAAUGCUUACGCCUAAUCCAAGUAUCAAGUCAAUUAUAUUCUGGCAAUGGGCGAAUCAAAGCGUCAACGUAGCCAUAAAUUAUGCAAAUGCAAACAAAACCACGAAGAUGGAUUUUAAGGAGACUGCCACUGCUUAUCUUUCUGCGGUUACCGCAUCUUGUGGGAUAGCAGUUGGUCUCUCGCAGGCUGUCCCUCGAUUGAAAUCUCUUAGUCCUUCGAUGAAGCAAGUGCUGUCUAGACUUGUCCCGUUUGCUGCUGUUGCAGGCGCCGGGACAGUAAAUGUGUACUUGAUGAGAUGGAAAGAAAUCAAAGAUGGUAUCGAUGUAUAUGAUGAUGAUGGAAGGAAUUUGGGGAAGUCAAGUAAAGCUGGAGCAUCCGCUGUAAAGCAGGUUGCCAUCUCCCGCGUGUUAACAGCUUUUCCGGCGUUGACCAUACCUCCUUUGCUACUUUCGCGACUUGAGAAGACACGAUGGAUAAAGAGAAAUCCUAAAUUAAUUCUGCCAAUAAAUUUUGGCUUAAUUACUAUUUCACUUAUGACUGCCCUCCCGCUGGCAAUUGGUGCAUUUCCGCAGAGAGCGGAAGUAAAUCCGCUAGCAUUAGAAAGAAGGUUUUGGGACAUUCGAGAUGAGAAUGGACAUGUUAUAAAUAAAGUGUACUACAAUAAAGGAUUGUAA